Molecule: messenger RNA, 3476 nt
Organism: Maniola jurtina (meadow brown)
Lineage: Eukaryota; Metazoa; Arthropoda; Insecta; Lepidoptera; Nymphalidae
Product: 5-hydroxytryptamine receptor 1-like
Exons: 4
Coding region: 671-2368 (565 amino acids)
Biological process (GO): adenylate cyclase-activating adrenergic receptor signaling pathway
Cellular component (GO): membrane
Molecular function (GO): G protein-coupled amine receptor activity
Source: RefSeq, a predicted model, not a curated record
AAUGUUUGUUAGUUUGACUGAAAAACUUUGAAAAGUCUUAUAUGGUUUUGUCUUUUCGGAAGUUUCGAGUAAGUGAGAAUUGUUAAAACAAUUGAGUUGAUUUUAGUGGAAGUUGGACGAAAUAUUUUUUUCAUUUUUUUUGGAUCCUGCUGGAGGCUCUUUUUGUGAGGAGUUGCUACUGAUGUGGACAAACACAGACCUCUUCAAAGUAAAUAACUGUUGAUCGGAAAUUUUCUUCACCAACCCCUGACACUAAUGAAGCAAUCCGCUGGCGGGAUAUUGAACUAGAAGCCACUAGAAACGCUUUCUCACUGCAAUAAAACAACGCGCGCCGACCGAAGACAGGAACAAAAGAAACCAAACUCUAUUACCAAAAGGAAAAAGAGCAUUUUCCCCCCACAAUAAACACACAAUCCAAUGGCUCUGCUCGGAAUUGAAGGGACAAUCCAGGCGAUAUCGAUAUGUCAAUUAAAGCCCAUUCCCAAUCGUAAUCAAUUACGCCAUUCGAAAACGAGAGAACUUCACGACGAAGUCGUUUUUCAAACUUGACUCAGUUUCGAAUCGAGUCAUAAUUUGAGUGAAUUAGAAAAAAAUAUAAUAGAAAUACUAAACCCGAUGCAUGGUAAGGAAAAGAAAGCGUCUGUAAUCGUCACCGAGGCCAGGGGCUCGUAUGGCGGCUCAAAACCAUAAUUUUCACUGUUCACGGCCUAGCUUUGUUACUUUACCUUCGUGUCUUCUCAUACUCGUCUCUUUAUUGUUACAAGCGGACGCGGCGUUCUCAGAUUUUAAUGAUCCAGAUCUCAACACCACCAACCCAAAUUCAACGUUGAACUGGACGCUAUACGACGCAAAUUCGACAUUAUUGAAAAAUGUGCACAUAAAACACACCAAAUAUUCGACGCUUGUAACUAUAAUUUUGGCGUGCAUUUUUUUGAUCGUCAUAUUUGGGACAAUAGUUGGGAACAUAUUGGUUUGCGUCGCCGUUUGCUUGGUAAGAAAAUUGAGAAGGCCUAGCAAUUAUCUGAUAGUUUCACUCGCUGUGAGCGAUCUGUGCGUUGCAGUGAUGGUAAUGCCAGUAGCAAUGGUCUAUGACGUAAUGGGAACUUGGCCGUUCGGACCAGUGAUUUGUGACUUCUGGGUUUCCAGCGACGUCUUAUCUUGCGCAGCGAGUAUCCUAAACCUGUGUAUGAUAUCAGUAGACAGAUAUUACGCGAUAACGAAGCCAUUAGAAUAUGGGGUGAAGAGGACACCGAAGCGAAUGAUUUUCUGCGUGUUUAUUGUGUGGAUGAGUGCAGCAUUGAUAUCGCUGCCACCAUUAUUGUUAUUGGGCAAUGAAAAAACGGAGACUUCGUGUUCGGUUUCUCAAAACCAGGGAUACCAAAUUUAUGCGACGUUCGGAUCGUUUUAUUUGCCGCUAACGGUGAUGGUUGUGGUGUACUAUAAAAUUUUUAGUGCUGCCAGGAAAAUUGUCAAAGAUGAAAGACGAGCACAAUCGCAUCUGGAAACGCAUUGUUACUUGGAAAUUAAUGUCAAAAAUGGUGGUGCAGCUGAAGCUAAGCUCUUGGGUGCUCAGCCUGCUCAACCUCCUACAAGAGGAUCUACUGCAAGUACGAACACUACGUGUAGUAUAGAGAAAACGGAAAGUUCUAUUGGAAGAUGCUUCAAGGGACAACGAAAAUCAAACGAAUCGCAAUGCCCGAUGCUACAGCAGAACCAAAAAACACCCACGAAACCCAUUCAUACAAUCAAUCGACCAAACUCUCAAAUGGGCCCAGUGCCGGAGAUCAGGCACCCACCAAAGGAGAGAAGAAGGCUGUCGUCUGAGAAUAGUAACAAAUUAACAACGAGCAGAAUCCGAUCUUCAUUAUCAAAUUUUGCACACAAAAGCCACUUUGCCAAAGAUCUAUUACAACCGACACAUUCGCCACAUCAGAAGAAACUUCGGUUUCAUUUGGCAAAAGAAAGAAAAGCGUCAACAACUCUUGGUAUAAUAAUGUCAGCGUUCAUUAUUUGCUGGCUGCCGUUUUUUGUACUAGCUCUAAUAAGGCCUUUUGUUAAGGAAGAUACCAUUCCAGACGCUGUGAGUGCACUCUUCCUUUGGUUAGGCUAUGUAAAUAGCCUCCUCAACCCGAUUAUUUAUGCAACUUUAAACAGAGACUUCAGAAAACCAUUCCAAGAAAUUUUGUUCUUCAGAUGUUCGAACUUGAAUCAUAUGAUGCGUGAAGAAUUUUAUCACAGCCAGUACGGGGAUCCCGAUACACAUUUCUGUGUGAAUCAUUCUUCUAAAGCACCAAAUUAUGAUGAAGGCGUUGAAAUAGUUUCAGCAGUGGAUAGAGAUGAGACUCGAGCUUCAGAGAGCUUUCUAUGAUUGUCAAUACCCGAGGUCUGUCCAGACCUGGAUACUGUGAUCUAAUUAAGAUUAUAUAAACUAAAGUGUAGAAGUGCUAACUAUAUUGUUAAGAAAUUGGUAUAAACAAGUACUGCGAAAGUUUUACCGAUCAAACUAGUCGUCAACGUAACCUUGUUUCUUUUUACGUGCUUGUAACAUUCUGUCCGGUAAAUUGAUGUCGUGUCAAUAAAUAACAAGUGAAAGUUUACUAUAAAUUUAGAGUAAGAUGUAGAUAAUUAUUAUAUUAUAUCAGUUAUUUUAUCUGUUAUAGUCAAAAUAACCUUCGAGUCUCCUAGGUUUAUCUAGUUAAUCCUCAUGUUUGACUAAAAAGCCCAUUCAAUUUUUACUAAUGAAAUUUUGUUCUCUAAACUUGAAGUAAAAGGCAUUUUAGUCCUUACGAGCUACAAUUUCGUGAUGCAUCCUAAUGCGGCAGAAGGCGAUUGGAGCCAUACAUUUCGUAUAACGACGUAUAUCUAGUUUGUCGUGACGCUCUGACGCGCUGAUGCUUGGAGCGUUUUGAUUGGUUGAUUUUAAUACCUGAGUAACAUUUGAUUUGAGUGUAUGUUUGCAAAACCAGAUGAUGGUCUGGACAAACCUAGGAAAAAAGUUACGGAUUUGGCCUAUAACAGAUUGACGAUAUUUUUCAUUAAAAUUAAGAUAAAUUUAUAUUUCAGAAUGACCAAAGAGUCUAACUAUAAAAAAAAAGAAUUUAUAUUAUAAGGUUGAAAAGCUGUUGUGAAUUUAUUGAAACGUGGUAUUAAUUUGUAUUAUAAUUGUUAUGAGUGAUAAUGUACGGACAAACAAUAGGAGCCAGUAUUUUAAUACAUGUGAUAGUAGAUAUAGAGCUGUUGGUUUCUUUGUUAUUAUUUGUAGUGCUUUUAUAAUUUGCUUAUUAUAUUGUGUUACCAACAUCGAUGUAUAUAGAUAGGCCGUCAUGUAUAAAAACUUCACAACAGAAAUGAAAUCUGAUUUUGGUAAGAUUGAUUUGUUUGAUAUUCGACCAUGUACUCCCAUUUGUUACGUUUUUGGUUUUGAUAAUAAUGCCGUCGUUGUAUAUACAAUGUGCUCAAUCAUAAAUCACACAAAU